Messenger RNA from Guillardia theta CCMP2712, 765 nucleotides. RefSeq names its product high mobility group box fusion protein. The record is from RefSeq and is a predicted model, not a curated record. NCBI's taxonomy places the organism in Eukaryota, Cryptophyceae, Pyrenomonadales, Geminigeraceae. The coding region runs from base 23 to 586 and encodes 187 amino acids. Gene Ontology annotation, biological process: protein ubiquitination; modification-dependent protein catabolic process. The transcript is spliced from 5 exons. Gene Ontology annotation, cellular component: cytoplasm; nucleus. Gene Ontology annotation, molecular function: ubiquitin protein ligase binding; protein tag activity.
ACAGCAGCAGAAGCGACAGGCCAUGCAGAUCUUCGUAAAGACCCUUACCGGCAAGACCAUCACCUUGGAAGUGGAGAGCUCCGACACCAUUGACAUGGUGAAGAGCAAGAUCCAGGACAAGGAGGGAAUUCCCCCAGACCAGCAGCGCCUUAUCUUUGCUGGGAAGCAGCUUGAAGAUGGACGUACUCUUGCUGACUACAACAUCCAGAAGGAGAGCACUCUGCAUCUGGUUCUUCGCCUUCGUGGAGGUGCCGAGGGCAGGGAAAAGCGCCAGACCAAGCCUGUCGAGAAGUUCACCAUCUCCUCCUCCGCUCCCAAGCCAAGGGCCAAGAAGACCGCCACCAAGAAGACCAAGAGCACCAUCAAGAAGGCCCCCAAGGCUAAGGCUGCCAAGGGAUCGAAAUCCGACAAGCCCAAGAAGCCUUUGACUGGAUACAUGCUGUUCAGCAAGCACAUGAGGGCCUCUGUUACCAAGCAGCAUCCCAACCACUCCAUCACCGAGGUCGCCAAGGAGCUUGGAGCCAUGUGGAAGGCUUUGCCUGCCGCCAAGCAGGAGCAAUGGAAGGCAGGAAAGGUCCCCAAGUAAGCGCAGUUUCUCUUGCGAGCACUAUCAUUUCAAGGUGGCUUGUUGCUUGCACUAUAGAAGGCAACAGAAGAAAGUGUUUUUAUCUAAGAACUAUUUCUCCCAAGACAUGAAAACUUGGGCUGCUUUUAAUUGUAAUCUAGAGCAGAUAACCAAAAUCUAAUAAACUCAACAAAAAUCUC